AUGGACUUGCAAGCAGUACAAUUAUGUCCUAGAUCAAAUGUUUCCACACUUUAUUUUAAAACAAAACUUGCCGUUCAUAAUUUUACUGGAUAUGACAUAAAAAGGGGUGAAGGCUAUUGUUUUAUUUGGACCGAGACUGAAGGAGGGUUAACAGCAAAUGAGUUUGCCUCUGUUAUUAUUAGAAUGUUAGAAUUAUUCAUCGAGAAGAAUAAUAUUCCAGAAGGCUCAGAAAUUGUUUUAUUUAGUGAUGGGUGCACGUACCAGAACAGGAGUUCCACUUUAUCGAAUGCUCUGCUAAAUUUUUCAAUGGUAAAGAAAGUCAAGGUUGUACAAAAAAUUCUCGAAAAAGGACAUACACGAAUGGAACCGGAUAGUAUGCACUCUGUUAUUGAAAGAAAAAUUAAAAAAAAAAGAAAAUAA
This is a messenger RNA of Diatraea saccharalis (sugarcane borer), 420 nucleotides long. Lineage: Eukaryota; Metazoa; Arthropoda; Insecta; Lepidoptera; Crambidae. The record is from the annotation of a GenBank genome assembly.